Molecule: messenger RNA, 4493 nt
Organism: Mizuhopecten yessoensis (Yesso scallop)
Lineage: Eukaryota; Metazoa; Mollusca; Bivalvia; Pectinida; Pectinidae
Exons: 7
Coding region: 260-2062 (600 amino acids)
Source: RefSeq, a predicted model, not a curated record
UCGUGUUCUGAUUGGGACUUUCGGUUCGCUAUUGGACGGAGUGCGAAGCAUGAAGUGAAAGUAGCAGUGAGAAAAACCAAUUUGUAGAAGAAUUUGGCGAGGUUUUCCCUUUUUCAGUUUUAGAACUGCGAUUGCAAUUGUUGCAAAAUUCUUCAGUAAUGUUAGAUUUCUGCAAAAUAUCUUUACCGACUGAACGUCUAUACCAAUGUUUCUGCUGUAACGUUGGUGUGUAGGAGGAAGUGGAAGGAACAGGUUCGGUAUGAGUGAGGAGAGUGGAGACCAGGGUCAAAGUUCAAGUGUUCCCAAAAACAAUAAUGAAACUAUAAAUUCUGACGAGAAAAAGAUUGAAGAAAAUCCACCAGAAGAUUUGACAGGUCAAAUUCCAGAAGAUUUGACAGGUCAAAUUCCAGCAGAUGUUAUCUUAAAAAAGUGUUUGGGUAACAAUUCAGGGGAUCAAGGUGAGUCCGAAGGUGUGGAUGAGGACCAAGUAACAGGAGUUGAAUCCAGGGAAAAGACAUCAGAGAAACGGCAGAAGGCUGUAGAGGAAAAUUGCGAUUCAGGGGUUGCAAGUGAGUCAGAAGGUGUGGAUGAGGACCAAGUAACAGGAGUUGAAUCCAGGGAAAAGAAAUCAGAUAAACGGCAGAAGGCUGUAGAGGAAAAUUGCGAUUCAGGGGUUCAAGGUGAGUCAGAAGGUGUGGAUGAGGACCAAGUAACAGAAGUUGAAUCCAGGGAAAAGAAAUCAGAGAAACGGCAGAAGGCUGUAGAGGAAAAUUGCAAUUCAGGGGUUCAAGGUGAGUCCGAAGGUGUUGAUGAGGACCAAGUAACAGGAGUUGAAUCCAGGGACAAGAAAUCAGAGAAACGGUGGCAGAAGGCUGUAGAGGAAUAUUGUCAAUUCCUGGAAUACAUUUGGAAAAAUUACAGAUUUGGCCUCAUAAUGCACACAAGUUUUACGUUGGCCUUGAUGUUGGGUUGGACUGUAAUUUGGCAGCCUGUUCAGGACAGAAUUUAUUAUCAUAUUUUGAAUUAUCCAAAACCCCCGGAGUUAGAUCCUAAUCAAAUAACUGAUUUCAUGAAACAACACAAGCAAAAUUCUCAAUGUGAUUUGACAGAACUUCAGGAAAAGUAUACCACACUUCAGGAAAGUUAUAGCUCUCUGGAAGAAGAUAUGUUGACAUUACAGAAUACAUUACACACAAAUUAUACAAAAUUAAAUGAAACACUAGCAAAGCAUGAAAAACGAAUCAGUAACACAAGUUCGUCAUUGGAAUCCAUAGGUUCGAAUGUCACUGACUUUGAAGGCAAGCUUCAGCUGCAGACGAAGCAGACGCACCGCCUACAGAGGGAUGUGGACAGCAACAUACUCAAACAGAUCUCCGAAGAGAUAUGGAAAUAUCUGUCGGUCAUCGUAGCCGUUGGUGAGAUCGGCCUGUUCUUGUAUGUGAUCAAGUUGAAGUCUUUGCUAGGAAACAGGGGCAGACAACCCCAGGCACUGGUACAGCAAACAGAUACAGUGGACCGACAAGACACAAACCGAGAUGGACAUGACAAUCAGCCCCGGUCUGUUUUGAAUGGAGCCUUUAAAACAUCCACCGACAACUCUGUGUGUGUUCUCAGCUUUAAUGGAGGUUCUGCUCACACAAAGCAUGUCAAAUUGUCAUGGUCAUUCUUAGAUAAAAAGGUCAAGGUUACUGAUGUUGUGAUACACGGAGAAGGGGAAAUCAUUAACAUCCCUCCUUCCAAGAUUGUUUUGGUGCAUGUUGACUUCAACGCCCGCAACAUAAUCCUGGAGAACCCCGAACGUGAGAUAGGGGAGUUGAGGAGGACAACAGUUCAGGCCUUGUGGAGGAUGAAUGCCGAUGUCAUUCUGUUUUACUACUAUGAGGAGAGGAACGCCAAGCCUCUGGGUGAUCAAGAUCUCUACAGCUCGGAUCUAGUGUCAGUCAGAACUCAAACAGAGCUCAAACGUUUGGAGGGACAGAAACGUUUCAUCAGCCUCAAUGGUAAGCUGUCUGAAAGACAGAAACAACACCUGCGUGGAGUGGUACAGACAAGGAUUGGCUGAUUUCUCCACUGAAAGGGACUGAUGAAACAGCUGCUGAUAAUAUAAAUUGUUCAAUCUUUGACCUAAAACAGUGAACUAUUAAAAAUACUUCCGUUUGCUUAUCCUUAAUUGGAUGUACAAUAUUGACUUCAACACAAGUCAGUAGUAUAGCGACCUUUCAGUCAGACUGGCACUGAUUUCUAUGGUGUGGUUGUGGAGUAUUUAUUUGCUAUAUCUGUCCCUGGAAUGAGGUAUAGGUUCAAAAUCCUAGGUAUAGAAGAAAAGUCUGUAAAUGUCUGAAAGCUGUAUAAGAAUUUAAGACUAAAAGAAAAUAAACCAAUCAAACAUGUUUAGCAUACCAAAUUAUGCACGAGUUUUUGUGCAGUAAAAAAAUUAUCCAUUUUCCUGAUGAUCAUUGUUUUCCCAUUGUAAUGUUACACACUUUGAAUCAGGCGUUCGACCUUUCUGAACUCUUUUUCUUGCCUUGGCUUAAUAGAAUAUAUAUAUAACUCCUGUGUGAUGUAUACACAAAAAUCUCAACCUUGGUAAAAAAAAAAAAAUAUAGCACAAAUGCUGAAGUUCAAAAAUCUUCCUGAUGGGGUUGACUUUUCUGUGUCUGUCUCACACAGAAGUGAUUGAAUAUUUUCAUCCCACAUUUUCUUUCUGUAAAAAAAGUCAUAAACACACUCACCUUGCCAUCAUCACAGAAAAAUGAAAUGUGUAAUAAAAAAUAGAUGGCGUUACCCUGGUAACAGGAUAUAAAGUAAUGACAUGAUGGUGACAUGUCAGAGUAACAGCAUGUGUGAUCCAUCAUUCUCUGUGUAUCUUCUCUGUAGCAACAAUAGUAAUGUACAACAGAGUUAAGAAGGGUUAAAAGAUCAGUUCCUAAAGAAUUGAUCAGUGUUAUAACACUAUUUCUCAUCAGAUUAUGAUCAUGAGGACACCUCAGAAUGUUUAUGCCUAUUUUCAGAAGAGUUAUGGCCCUUGAUUUUCUUGCCUUUUCACCUACAAUCACAAUAGGUGACUGGUACCAAUUCUGGUUGUUUUGCAGUAAUUGGCUCCUGUGAGGAGAAUUAUUUGCAAUGCCUUGUUAUUCUUCCUUUCUUUUUAAUUUGUUUUUGUUGGUUGUACAUGUAUUUAUAUAAAGUUCAGAACCUCUUUUCUAUGCUAGAAGAAAUAAUCAUAAUUCUAAAUAUUUUGAAAUAAUGAAAUAUUGCUGAAAGUAAACAGUAAAUUUGGCAUCAAAUCAUGUAAAUGUUACUAAUCUUCCUUAUAACAUUGCUGUCAAUAUUGUAGUGUUUGUCUGCAGAAUUUCUUGUAAGAAUGUUGUGAUCAAAACAUCUGACCGAAGUAAGACAUUGGUUCAGCAAGUGUUCGGUGAUCUGUGUCGUUCAUGCUCACGUAAUUUAACAAUAAGUUUAAAAAGUUUUGUAUUAAUAAUAAAUUACUUGUUUGUUCUCAUGAUAUUGGCAGCUGGUAAUUUGUAUUUCCUUUAAUAUUUUUAAGAAUAUAAUCAUUUUGAACUUGUAGUCAGAAAGGUUUUAUGUUUGUCAGUAUACUACCUGUGACUAAGAAUUCAUAAUGUAAAGUAUUUAUAAUGUGAAGGAUUUAUAAUGUGAAGGAUUUUAUAAUGUAAAGGAAUUAUAAUGUAAAGUAUUUAUAAUGUAAAGGAUUUAUAAUGUAAAGUAUUUAUAAUGUGAAGGAUUUAUAAUGUAAAGGAUUUAUAAUGUGAAGGAUUUAUAAUGUAAAGUAUUUAUAAUGUAAAGUAUGGAUUUAUAAUGUGAAGGAUUUAUAAUGUGAAGGAUUUAUAAUGUGAAGUAUUUAUAAUGUGAAGUAUUUAUAAUGUGAAGUAUUUAUAAUGUAAAGGAUUUAUAAUGUAAAGGAUUUAUAAUGUAAAGGAUUUAUAAUGUGAAGUAUUUAUAAUGUGAAGAAUUUAUAAUGUAAAGGAUUUAUAAUGUGAAGGAUUUAUAAUGUGAAGGAUUUAUAAUGUGAAUUUUUAAUGUUAAGAACUGAUAUAAUGUUAAGAACUGAUAAUGUAAAGGAUUUAUAAUGUGAAGAAUUGAUAAUGUGAUAAUGCUUUUCUACAGAUUGUAAUUAAGAAAUGUGCCUGUGUCCUGGAUUGAUUUGAAUUGUCAGGUGUAAGGGAGGCUACUGCCAUACUGAAAUCUUAAUAUAGUUUGGUUUGGUUUACAGGGUUAAACUUCCAUGUGUGUAAUGUAUGUGUGCUGGAGACAGAAUGAUGGUGUUUUUCAAUAUUACUUACCUGUUUAUUGCUUGACAUUCAUAUUAGUAGCAAAUGCAUUACAAAAAAAAAUAUAAAAAAAAUGGUGUGAGGUGACAACGUUCUCUGAUAUAUUGUGAAAUCAUAAAUUAUUGUGGGACAUUAAAUUUCGUUGAUUUCGUGGAUAACAAAAAUCCACAAAAUUAAGUCCCCACAAAAACAUGCAUUUGG